CCAGCCCGCUGCCCGCUGCCCGCUGCCCUGCUCCGCCGCGGGGCCCUGUCUCUGAGCCUGGCCCCAUGGCGCUGCAGGCGCUGCAGAGCUCGGGGGUGGCCUUCCGCAGGAUCCUGUCUCACUUCCCCGAGGAGCUGAGCCUGGCUUUCGCCUACGGCUCCGGGGUGUACCGCCAGGUGGGGCCCAGUGCAGACCAGAAGAAUGCCAUGCUGGACUUUGUUUUCACAGUAGAUGACCCUGUUGCAUGGCAUUCAAAGAACCUGAAAAAAAAUUGGAACCAUUACUCUUUCCUGAAAGUUUUGGGGCCCAAGAUUAUCACCACUGUCCAGAAUGACUAUGGUGCUGGAGUCUACUAUAAUCCAUUCAUCAUGUGUGAUGGUAGGCUUAUCAAAUACGGAGUCAUUAGCACUAACAUUUUGAUUGAUGAUCUCCUCAACUGGAAUAACUUAUAUAUUGCUGGACGACUGCAAAAACCGGUGAAAAUCAUAGCAAUGAAUGAAAAUAUUGCUCUUAGGUCAGCCCUCGAUAAAAAUCUGAGGAGUGCUGUGACCACGGCUUUCCUCAUGCUCCCCGAAAGCUUUUCUGAAGAAGACCUCUUUAUAGAGAUUGCCGGACUCUCUUAUUCAGGCGACUUUCGGAUGGUGUUUGGAGAGGAUAAGACAAAAGUGUUGAAUAUUGUGAAGCCCAACAUAGCCCACUUUCGUGAGCUGUAUGGCAACAUACUGCAGGACAAUCCCCAAGUGGUGUAUAAAAUCCAGCAAGGCAGACUGGAGAUAGAUAAAAGCCCAGAAGGACAAUUCACUCAGCUAAUGACAUUGCCCAAAACCUUACAGCGACAAAUAAAUCAUAUUAUGGACCCUCCUGGAAAAAACAGAGAUGUGGAAGAAACUUUAUUACAAGUUGCUCAUGAUCCCGACUGUGGAGAAGUGGUGAGACUAGGGCUUUCAGCAAUUGUGAGACCUUCUAGUAUGAAACAGAGCACCAAAGGCAUUUUCACUGCUGGCAUGAAGAAAUCAGUGGUUUAUAGUUCACUAAAACUACACAAAAUGUGGAAAGGAUGGCUGAGGAAAACAUCCUGAUUGUGCUUGCUUUUAUAUGUGUUAUGUAUAGAUUAAUAAAGUGAUCCUUUUUGAC
This is a messenger RNA of Canis lupus familiaris (dog), 1134 nucleotides long. It is a transcript of the gene TAMM41, whose product is annotated as TAM41 mitochondrial translocator assembly and maintenance homolog. Lineage: Eukaryota; Metazoa; Chordata; Mammalia; Carnivora; Canidae. The record is from RefSeq and is marked validated. Gene Ontology annotation, biological process: CDP-diacylglycerol biosynthetic process; cardiolipin biosynthetic process. Gene Ontology annotation, cellular component: mitochondrion. Gene Ontology annotation, molecular function: phosphatidate cytidylyltransferase activity.